Messenger RNA from Pyrus x bretschneideri (Chinese white pear), 1495 nucleotides. Its product is annotated as epidermis-specific secreted glycoprotein EP1-like. The coding region runs from base 16 to 1338 and encodes 440 amino acids. The transcript has a single exon. NCBI's taxonomy places the organism in Eukaryota, Viridiplantae, Streptophyta, Magnoliopsida, Rosales, Rosaceae. The record is from RefSeq and is a predicted model, not a curated record.
AUAAACCACCCAAACAUGUCUUCCCCUUCACUAACCGUGUCACUGCCCUCCAUAGUCAUUAUCUCACUCUUUGCCUUCAUUGCUCAAGCCCAAGUUCCAGCAAAUGAAACUUUCAAGUUUGUAAACGAAGGCGAAUAUUGGCCUAAUAUUGUAGAAUAUGAUGCAAGCUAUCGCAUGCUUGAUCUCUUUGCCUCCCCCUUCCAAUUCGCUUUCUACAACACCACCCCAGAUGCCUUCACUCUUGCCCUACGCAUGGGUUUGAGGAGGUCGGAGUCGGGGUUUUAUUGGGUUUGGGAGGCCAAUCGGGGAAAACCGGUCGGCCAAAAUGCCACCUUCGCAUUUGGGACUGAUGGCAACCUGGUCUUGGCCGAUGCCGAUGGCCAAGUGGCUUGGCAAAGCAACACCGCCAACAAAGGUGUGGUAGGCUUCAAGUUGCUUUCAACUGGCAAUAUUGUACUUUAUGACCCAAAGGGUAACUUUGUUUGGCAAAGUUUUCACCACCCAUCAGACACUUUGUUAGUGGGUCAAUCUCUGCGUGCCGGGGGAGUAAGCAAGCUUGUGAGUCGGGCCUCGGAGGUAGAAAACAAAGACGGGUCUUAUAGCUUGGUGAUGGAGCCGAAAGGUUUGUCUUUGUACUAUAAGAGCAAGAGCUCACCAAGACCAUUACUCUACUUCACAUCCUCCAAAUGGAUCAAUGUUCAAAAGGGCUCACUGAACCAUGUGACACUGAAAGCUUCGCCGGACACUCAAGAGGGCUUUGCUUACGACUUGAGCUUGGACUACGUUGAGGGAAACUCCACCACCGGUGGAAAUGUCCUUCUUGCUAGACCCAAAUACAAUAGCACAUCAACAUUCCUUAGGCUGGAAAUUAAUGGAAAUUUGAGGCUUCACACUUACUAUAGGAUACUGCGUUACGGUGCAUGGGAGGUGACCUUCAGUCUUUUCGAUAAAACUUCAAAAUGGGAAGGCGAGUGCCAAUUGCCGGAGCGAUGCGGGAAGUUCGGCAUUUGUGAGGACAGCCAAUGUGUUGCUUGCCCAUCUUCUAAGGGACUAUUGGGUUGGAGCGAGACUUGUGAGCCUGAGAAGCUAACUUCUUGUGAUCCAAAGAGCUUCCACUACUACAAAGUUGAAGGGGUUGAUCAUUUCUUGAGCAAGUACACAAAGGGAGACUCAAUCAAGGAGAGUGAUUGUGCUAAGAAGUGUACAUUGGAUUGUAAAUGUUUGGGCUACUUCUACAACCAAGAUACAUCAAAGUGUUGGAUUGCUUAUGAUUUGAAAACCCUAACCAAAGUUGCUAAUUCCACUCAUGUGGGUUACAUCAAAGCACCUAAACACUAGAUGAUAAAGCCACAGAGAGAAAGUAGAAUGUGAAAUGGCAAUCUAGUGGUAUUUUUUUGUGUAUUUUCUUCCAUGUUGAUUAUAAUUUGGUGAAAUGGACAACUUAAAUGUCAUUUGUAAUGCAUGUCAGCAGAAAUAAUACUUAUUUUGAAAAUAA